Acanthoscelides obtectus is the source of this 869-nucleotide messenger RNA. The record is from the annotation of a GenBank genome assembly. NCBI's taxonomy places the organism in Eukaryota, Metazoa, Arthropoda, Insecta, Coleoptera, Chrysomelidae.
GCAGUUUCAUGAAUCUUACGUAUAGCCUAAAUAUGUAUGACAAGUACCACCAAUUAAAGUGAAGUGUUUCAUGAUACCCCACUAUGACGUAACUGCCAAGCGAUCUCUCAAAGUGUGUCACUGUAUCCGUUCGUGCUGUGGUUAUUAGCAAAUAUGGUGAACGUCGGCGAUCCCGUGAAAGUGUCGCCUCUUAUAAAGUUCUUUAGGUAUUCCUUCCUGAUAGCAGGGAUUUUCUAUGGCGUAUCAAGGAAAAAAGCGCUGGAAAUCUUAGAAGAAGGGCGGCGCGAAGAACGCGAAAGGUUUAAGGCCGAGAGGGAUGCUAAACUAGCGGCAGAGAAAAAAGCGGCCUCUGAGAGGGAUAUCCAACAGAUUGUUUCUAUUUUCAUGCCCAACAAACCUAGGUUCAAGCUUGAAGGUCAAAGUUUGAAUACCAAACGCAGCAAUGAGCAGCCAACUGAGAGAAAUAUUACCAGUUGCUUCGUGGAGGAGCUGCAUCAGUAUAACAAAGAAGAAAUGGACCUAUCACCGUUGAACGACUACGCAGUUGAGAAUGGUGACGAAGGAUGUACUACCAUCCCAAAGGCCGAUCAAAUUGACGAUAUCAAUAUGUUUAGUGGCACAAAUGAUACUGAACAAGACUCGAGCACUUACUUUGUGCCACAGACUGAUGACGUACCUUUUGCUGCUGGAGAGAGCGAGAAUUUUUAUCCCAAGGAUGAUGAUGACGAUGACUUAUAAGAUCAAUAAUUUAUUACUCUUAUUAAUAUCGACAUUUGUUAACUGUUGUUGAUUUAAAUAACAAACUUAGAUGAGACUCCUCUGUGUUUACUCACUAUUAUAGUUGUACUUAAAUAAAGGCUGGCUUAGAU